AACUCACAAGUCAGAAUUAUGAGAUGCAAACUCGCAAUUGCGAGAAAAAAGUUGAAAAUUACCUAUUUUAUUUAAUUUAGUGGUGGAAACAAGCUUCCGCAGAUAUAUGACGUGCAUCACAAUAGGCAAGAAAAGACUAUUGAAACUUCCGUUUCAUGCCGCGUUCCUCCCCCUGUCACUAAAAUAAGAUCGAAGAAAUUAGUAAAAGAAAUGACAACGAUGGACAAAAUCAAGUCCCGUCCUACAUUUUGUCUUUUGAGAAGCCAUUUUACUCAGAUAAAUGUCACAAUAGGGAAGAAAAGAUGUUCCCAAAAUAAUAAUAAUAAAAAAAAUCACCCUCUAUUUUCUAAACAAAGAAAAGUUAUAACAUUUUAUAAAAUCUAAAAUGAUUCAUGUAAAUGUUUACUUUUAAAAAAAUGACUGAAUUUUUUAAUCAAAAUGUCAUAAUAUGACAGUUUUCUUUCUUGUGAUGUAUGCGGGACUUCUCCACUCAUUUGUCCACUGAUUUCAUGGUGACUUUGUCAGCAAUAAAGUCUCCUGUUGUCUCUCUAUUUAAGAGACAGAUAUUAGCAAUGUAGACUGUACACUGGCGGUGGAGGAAAAUGAGGAGCCAAAGAAAUUAACCACAUCCCCAUUCUUUCACUCUGACCCUUCUCAUUGCCUCCUGGAAGGUGAAGAGGCAUGAUGUGACAGUGGAUCUAUGUGGAUAAAAGCAGGGAUUAUACAGAUGUUGCGUGUGAAUUCAGAGCUCAGGGAUUACCUCUGAACUGGGAAUAGGAGUGUGUCUCCCUGUAAACAUCGUCACAGUGCCAUGCAGUAGGGUUAUAAUAUACGGCAGUGUUUACUCGGCUGGUAUGAAGGGGUAUCGUGCUCCACGGGUGUGUGGCUGUGUACGCUUCUGUCAGAAAGUUUUGGCCAGGUGUGAUUGCUGCUUCAGACAGCAAGAGUCAUACACAUUGACAGGGCUUGGCGAUGUCUCCUUGCCUACUGAUACACCUUCGCCCUCUGUCUCCAUUGAUGACCUCUCUCCAAUCUCACCCAGCAAUAAUCAGCCUCCUUCCUCUAGGCGGCCAUCUACCACAUCUACCCGCUCUCUCAAGGCCCUCAAGAGAUGGUUGAGCAGCCCAGUUCGAAGGCUGAGUCUGGGAGGAGGUGGCAAGGGUCAGAGCUCAAAGGUCAUUCAGCGCCCAGACGGCUCAGGCUAUAUGUUUCUGCCUCUCUCACCUGCUCAAAGCCCAUUGAGCCCAACAGAGAAGUCCAAAAAACUGCCCCACUCCUACAGAUCUCUGGACUGUGGUGAACUUUCAGGGCCAACAUCUCCUGACAGUCCCUAUUACCCAAGAUACCUAAAUGAUCUCUUGCAGAGGCAUCAGUCUUGCGAUGUGCAUUCUGGGAGAUGGGAGGGAGGUGCCUCGUUGAUUGAUGAGACACUUGUACAAUCGCUGAGCCUAGAGGAUGAAGACCAGGAGAGAAGAACUGCCUUAGAGAAAAGCAUAUAUGUGCUGACAGAGCUGGUAGAGACAGAGAAGCUGUAUGUGGAAGAUCUGGGGCUUGUAGUGGAGGGUUAUAUGGCUACAAUGAAAAGUGUUGGGGUGCCUGAGUAUUUGGCAGGAAAGGAUAAAAUUGUGUUUGGGAACAUUCAUCAGAUCUAUGACUGGCACAAAGACUAUUUUCUUGAAGAGUUGGAGAAAUGUGUGUCUGAACCUGACCUGCUGGCACAACUGUUUAUUAAACAUGAGAGGCGGCUCAACAUGUAUGUGGUCUAUUGUCAGAACAAGCCAAAGUCAGAGCAUAUUGUCUCAGAGUACAUUGAAACCUAUUUUGAGGAACUGAGACAACAGCUGGGUCACAGACUGCAGUUAAAUGACCUGCUCAUCAAACCUGUUCAGAGAAUCAUGAAAUAUCAGCUGCUGCUGAAGGAUUUCUUGAAGUACUACACUAAAGCAGGCAGACAAACAGAAGAUCUUGAGAGGGCAGUGCAGGUGAUGUGUUUUGUUCCAAAGCGAUGUAACGACAUGAUGAAUGUUGGAAGACUACAGGGUUUUGAGGGUCAGCUGAGAGCACAAGGGAAACUCUUGCAACAGGACACCUUCACAUUCAUUGAAAAUGAGAACAGCAUCCUCUCCCGUCCCAAGGAGAGACGGGUGUUCCUCUUUGAGCAGCUUGUCAUCCUCAGCGAGCCAAUUGACCGCAAGAAAGGCUUUUCCCUGCCAGGAUACAUCUAUAAAAACAGCAUCAAGAUUAGUUGUUUGGGCAUUGAGGAUCGUUGCCCGGAUGACCCAUGUCGGUUGGUGUUGACGUCUCGUAAUGUAGAUGGAAGCAUGCACCGAUUCAUUCUUCAUGCAUCAACUCCAGAAAUCAGAAUGUCCUGGGCAAAUGACAUCAUACAGAUCCUGGAGACACAACGCAACUUUUUAAACGCUCUGCAAUCUCCUAUUGAAUUCCAGAGAAAAGAAAUUAAAUCCCUCAGCCUGAGAAUGAACAUGACAACAUCACCCUCACUGAACUCUGACCUGCGACCCUAUAGCUCUGCCUCAAUAGACCGCCAGGGUCUGCCUUGCCUGCGCUCCUGGAAUUCUUCACAACCUUCCAUGCCUCAGUGAAAGCUUUCUGACAGUCCUGUAAAGGCACUUUCUCAUCUUCUUCUGCCUUCAACCCAAGCAAUGGAUCAUCUGUUACUCUCAGGAGAACAUUAUAAGGAGAUAAAGGAAGACUUAGUCCCUUUCCGAGUUAGUUAUGUCCAAUAAACAAAGAUUGAAUUUAUUUAAUUAUUCAUUAUAACUGAAUUAUUCAUCCGCCUGCCAUUUCAAUAUGUUAAUUCACACAAACCAUAUAUCCAACACAACCUUCAGGGCCAAGUAUUUUGAACCUACAAGACUACAUUUUCUGUUACCAUAACAAAAAGUAUUGGACCGUAUGUGCUAAACUUUGCAUUAGUGACAUUAUAUCAUACUGAUAAUUCUAUAUUGCUAAAAUUGUGCAUGGGAAGGUUAACUUAUUCCUUGUUCCAAAUGAUAUAUAAUGUGACAUAGAGGAAGAUUUUAGGCAUUAAACAUGUCAGGUACUGUAACGUAUACUUGAUCCUCUUGUAAAAAGACAGUAUAUCAAGCUAUCCAAUGUAUUACUUUUUCAUAUUUGAAUUCAGAUGUUUUCAUUAGCAUUGUAUAUUCACUGAAUGACUCUAGA
Molecule: messenger RNA, 3186 nt
Organism: Ctenopharyngodon idella (grass carp)
Lineage: Eukaryota; Metazoa; Chordata; Actinopteri; Cypriniformes; Xenocyprididae
Gene: arhgef25b
Product: Rho guanine nucleotide exchange factor (GEF) 25b
Exons: 15
Coding region: 855-2603 (582 amino acids)
Biological process (GO): axon guidance
Cellular component (GO): plasma membrane; cytoplasm
Molecular function (GO): guanyl-nucleotide exchange factor activity
Source: RefSeq, a predicted model, not a curated record